Messenger RNA from Dunckerocampus dactyliophorus (ringed pipefish), 3158 nucleotides. RefSeq names its product cell division cycle 40 homolog (S. cerevisiae) (gene cdc40). Gene Ontology annotation, cellular component: catalytic step 2 spliceosome. Gene Ontology annotation, molecular function: protein binding; mRNA binding. NCBI's taxonomy places the organism in Eukaryota, Metazoa, Chordata, Actinopteri, Syngnathiformes, Syngnathidae. Bases 1026 to 2588 code for a protein of 520 amino acids. The record is from RefSeq and is a predicted model, not a curated record. Gene Ontology annotation, biological process: mRNA splicing, via spliceosome. The transcript is spliced from 15 exons.
CACAAACACUACACUACAACAAAGCUGAUUUCUUCACUGAAUGACUGUUUAUAGUGCCCGCUCUUGUGCUUCACUUGAAGUCAUACAAAGAAGGUUUCCAAUUUCACUAAGCAUGAUUUUUUUUCCACUGGGCUAGAAUCUCCCCAUCCCCCAUUACAGCAACUGCAGACUGGCUGAUAGACCCCAUCCAUCCUCUCCUCUGAAGCAGUCUUAUAGUGGAGAAAAUUCAAUCACAGUCGCCCUGAUGACAAGCCUUUGCCUAAGCAGGAAGCCCCAUCAUGACAUGCACAUGUUAUAUUAUUCCAGCUUGCUCUUCUUAUAGUUGUAAAUAUUUGUUCUGCCACCAAAGAGCCAAUAUGUCAAGAGGCUGCUGCCCAGAUGUGGGGCACACUGCAGUGCAAUUAGGUUAACUUAAUGCACUCCACUUUUAAUUCAUUGGAUCAGCUAUUUUGUAUUGCCAGUGAUGGCCAUGCAGGCUAGAAUUACCAGCCACUAAAGUUACAACGUCUGUCAAAGGCUGCAGUUGCUGCUGUGAAACAUCUUUAAAUGUGACAUGCUCUAAUAUAAACACGCGCACGUAUGCGAGUCAUCCCAACAUACCUGUUUAGUUUGAUUAAAUCCCCUAUUUUUCUUAUUCCGUCCUCAUUGUGCCGCAGAUCAUGCCGCCUUGUGCAAGCAUUUGAAUCCCCGGUUAGUGUCCAUGACUGUCUCUUAUAUCAAAUGUGCUCUUCGCUGCAAGAAGAGGCGGAUGGCUCCGAGGAGAACCCAGCCACUUUCUUCCAAAGGGAGCCACGGAGUGCAGAUCGGUGAAAUCUGCACAAAACAGUGUCCGUGGAGGUGAUGCCUGAAUGUGUACUGUAAAAAAAGGCUGUACGAGUGUUACGCAUAUGCGUUGCAGCGCUUAACCUACGGGAACUACACAGAAACAGCGCGGAGUCGCCGGUAAAUAUCCCCGCAAUAAGCAGCGACAGUGGUAUGCACCGCUCUUUUGUUGGGGAGCCACAGCGUCCUAUGCGACGGCUCCAAUGUGGGAGGAGUCUGUUGAGACUGGCGUACACCUUGAUCCGGCCUUGAAAGAAGUCAAUUAUAACCCAACAUAUGAAACCAUGUUUGCCCCAGAGUUUGGGCCAGAAAACCCCUUUAAAACGCAACAGAUGGCUGCCCCAAGGAAUAUGCUAUCUGGCUAUGCAGAACCUGCUCACGUCAACGAUUUUAUGUUCGAGCAGCAGAGGAGGACCUUUUCGGUCUUUGGUUAUGCUUUAGAUCCAUCUGUUGACACAAACCAAGUAACUGGCAGUACUUACAUUGGAGCAGUGGAUGAGGCUGAGAAAAAACAGGGCUUGACAGUGUUUGAGAGUGGCUACAAGAAGACGGAGAAAAGGAAAAAGAUCAAAGGUGGUGAACCAGGGGAGAUCGACAACUUCCUCGGACCGUGGGCCAAAUAUGUUGACGAGAAAUUGGUGGCCAAACCAACAGAGGAGGAGAAGAAAGAGCUGGAUGAGAUAACCGCUAAAAGGCAAAAGAGGGGGAGGAAUGAAGAUGAAGCUCCAGCUGAGGAGAAGACUAUUCUUCAUGUUAAGGACAUGUACGACUACCAGGGAAGAUCCUACCUGCAUGUUCCUCAGGACGUGGGAAUCAACUUGCGGUCUUCAGAAGCACCAGACAAGUGUUAUCUGCCCAAGAAGCAAAUCCAUGUUUGGUCCGGACACACCAAGGGCGUCAGUGCCAUCCGACUGUUUCCCAAGUCUGGUCAUCUACUGCUUUCCUCCUCCAUGGACUGUAAGAUUAAGUUGUGGGAAGUGUACAAUGAGAGGAGAUGUAUAAGGACCUUUAUUGGCCACAGCAAAGCGGUGCGAGACAUUUGCUUUAACAACACGGGGACGCAGUUCCUCAGCGCCGCCUAUGACCGCUACCUCAAACUCUGGGACUCUGAGACAGGCAAGUGCAUCUCUCGGUUCACCAACAGAAAGGUGCCCUAUUGCGUCAAAUUCAACCCAGAUGAGGAGAAACAGAAUCUUUUUGUGGCCGGCAUGUCUGAUAAGAAGAUCGUCCAGUGGGACAUCAGGACCAAUGAGGUGGUUCAGGAGUACGACCGACACUUGGGCGCCGUCAACACCAUCACGUUCGUGGAUGAGAAUCGUCGCUUUGUCAGCACAUCAGACGACAAGAGUCUUCGAGUUUGGGAGUGGGACAUCCCCGUGGACUUCAAGUACAUCGCCGAGCCCAGCAUGCACUCCAUGCCAGCUGUGACACUUUCUCCAAAUGGUAAGUGGCUUGCGUGCCAGUCUAUGGACAAUCAGAUUCUGAUUUUUGGAGCCCAAAACCGCUUCAGACUGAACAAGAAGAAGAUCUUCAAGGGCCACAUGGUUGCUGGAUAUGCUUGCCAAGUGGACUUCUCCCCUGACAUGAGCUAUGUGGUGUCAGGGGAUGCAGACGGAAAGCUGAACAUUUGGGACUGGAAGACAACCAAGCUGUACCACAGGAUCAAGGCUCACGACAAGGUGUGCAUCAGCGCCCUGUGGCAUCCUCACGAAACCUCCAAGGUCAUCACCUGCGGUUGGGACGGACAGAUCAAACUCUGGGAUUAGAAUGUUCUUUAGAGCAGGUGUCGAUCUGGGGCAUUGUUAGGUGUUGCAAAUGAAAGCCACAAGACUGGCAUCCAGUCUUAUUGUAUUUUUGUAUCCACACAUGAAAAUUCUUGCUAUUCCUGUAUAUAGAUGUGAGAACAUUGGUUAUUUGUACUUCUGCUAAUGCAUAUGAGCUGUAUGUUGACACAAGUUAUUGCAGAUGGGUUUUGAUGUUUUCAUUUGCAGUUUCUUGUGUAUUUUAUAAGUAGAAAUCAAGCUUAUUUUCAAUGACAUGUCCAGGGUCGUGGAAGUAACAAACUGUGCAUCAGUUUUACCCAGGCUCCUGCUUCUGUUUAUGAUGAGCCCUUUUAACACUGGGUUUUUAUUAAAAAUAACAAAAACAAAAUACCAUAUGUGUUUGAGAAAGCUAACUCUUCUACUCCUGAAACGCUGCAUACAAAAGGGUGACAUUUUGUCACAACAUGCAGCACUACUGUGUUGCUUGUGCUGCUAUUUCAAUGACAAAUACACCACACGGUGGCGCUGGUAUUAAACCCCAACUUUUACCCCCAUAAAUCGACUUCACUCACA